AUGGCUUCAAGUAUAUCUAGCAUGAACACUGCUCAUAACCAGGUUUAUCUCUCAACCAUAUCUCCUCAACAAGCUUUCACAGACUUUUCCUUGGAGAGGCCAGAGUCUUUCAAGCCACCGAGUGACAUUAAAAAAUCAGAUAACAAAAGGAAAAGAGGAAGUGACCCUUCUGUAUCAGCUGUGAUAGAACCUUCUGCAGAUACAACUUCAAUCGACGAAGAUGAUGUGAGAAAGAAGCUUUCUGCUCAUUUCAUGCUUCUUCGUGACAUUAAGGAGAAUCAGAGAUUAAGGGCUGAGCUAGAUGGCACUACUUCAUCCAUACAACUAUAUGAAGAGUAUAAGCAGCAAAAGAAAAAGGCUAAAAAGCCGAAAACGAAGAAAAGUAGAACUUUGUUGACUGUCAAGUAA
Messenger RNA from Prunus armeniaca (apricot), 408 nucleotides. The record is from the annotation of a GenBank genome assembly. Lineage: Eukaryota; Viridiplantae; Streptophyta; Magnoliopsida; Rosales; Rosaceae.